Molecule: messenger RNA, 1729 nt
Organism: Symsagittifera roscoffensis
Lineage: Eukaryota; Metazoa; Xenacoelomorpha; Acoela; Convolutidae
Product: diphosphomevalonate decarboxylase-like
Exons: 1
Coding region: 460-1578 (372 amino acids)
Biological process (GO): isopentenyl diphosphate biosynthetic process, mevalonate pathway; isoprenoid biosynthetic process
Cellular component (GO): cytosol
Molecular function (GO): diphosphomevalonate decarboxylase activity; ATP binding
Source: RefSeq, a predicted model, not a curated record
UUUUUUCAGAAAACUAUGUUUAUCCUAGCCUUAUAACAAGAUCGAAAUUCCCCUUCUGGAAAUUGAGAAAUAAUAAUCAAAUUUCAGCCGCCAUGCUAAAAAUCUUAGGAGCUGGCCUUCAAAGUUAUACCAAAACUCGGAUGAACUUUUUUAUGUAAUCUAAAUUUCACUCGGAUAUACGAUAAUUCGCCCUCCAAUGAGUGAUGGAAUCAUAGGUGGUUAUAAAUAUUUUCGCUGAAAGUUUUGCUAUUUAUCGGAAGUUGCAGAGAGUUAACUUGCGUUUUUGCUCAUGCUUGAUCAAAUAUUCGUGGUUUGUGGCUUACAAAGCUAUUUAGGUUAUUGAGUUUGAUUUGCUUAAUCUAGUUAGAAGAAAGCUAUCUCGUGCUAUUUAACCUCCACAACAAUUAUCGGUUUCAAAUCCAUUACACUCAUGUGAAGAAAGGGUUGCACAUUUGCCAGAUGGCUAAGUACCAGCACUUUAAAUCCUGUUGCUCCAGUCCCAAUAUCGCAAUUGUUAAGUACUGGGGGAAGAGUGAUGAAAGGAACAUCCUUCCCCUGAACUCCUCAGUCAGUGUGACUCUCAGCUCGGACGACAUCAGAACCAGAUCUUCACUCUACGAAGUUUCAAACUGCAAUAAGUCAUCUCUAUCUCUCGUUUUAAAUGGAACAAAAAGCGAGGUUGGACCCAGACUACAAAAUAUAAUGCAGGUGCUCAGGACCAGAACGACAAAAGAAGAGCGAAAGACAAAGUCUUUGCUGAUUGUUUCCCAGAAUGACUUUCCUACUGCGUCUGGCAUGGCUUCUUCAGCAUCCGGCUUUGCUGCUAUCGCUUUCCUCUUGUGCAGUUUCUUCGAACUGAAUUCGGAUUGGUCAGUUAUUGCCCGACUGGGUUCAGGAUCUGCAUGUAGGAGCAUGCACGGAGGAUUCGUUUUGUGGGAAAAGGGAACAUGCAGCGAAGACAGCCGAGCUGUUCAGCUAUCUGCCGAAUCCCAUUGGCCAGAACUGAGAAUUCUCGUCCUAGUUUUCUCAUCUAGCCAGAAGAAUAAUCCGUCCACUGGAGGCAUGCAGAGAUCAGUUGAAACGAGCCAGUUGCUAAAGCAUAGACUGGAGAUUGUUUCUAACCGAAUCGCAGAAUUAAAACAAGCGAUUCAAAAUAAAGAUUUUGAGAAGUUUGGAUUAAUUAGCAUGAAAGAAAGCAAUCAGCUACAUGCAAUAUGUUUAGAUUCUCUACCGCCCAUCAGUUACUUGAACACUCAGAGCUUCGAGCUAAUUGGAACCAUUCACGCAUUUAAUGAUAGCUAUGGCAGAUUGCUCGCAUGCUACAGUUUUGACGCAGGGUCAAAUGCUUUCAUCUUUUUUGAAGAGAAGACCAAAACGAAGCUGUAUAGCUGGCUCUUGCAUGUCUUUCCUCAGUGCAACCUGACGCUGGAUGAGCGUGAUGAACCGGAUAGCAAAGCUGCCAUGUUGGGCAUUCCAGUUUGUAGCUUGGACGCUACCGCUAUCAUUCCACACUUUGAAACGAGAGUGGGCAGGGGGCCAAUGGAGUUAUUGACCCCGAUACCUGUCGGUGAACUAUAGAAGAACAUAUUUCAAACAUACAGGGUUUUUCAGAUAGAUGUACGAAGUAAUACAUCAUUUAGUUUUACGAUGAAUCACCCUGCGAAAAGAAAACCUUUGUAUAGCCAUUGUGUGUCAAAUAUUUAAUUCAACAACUUGUUCACAAGUUUUC